Mangifera indica (mango) is the source of this 1156-nucleotide messenger RNA. RefSeq names its product GDSL esterase/lipase 6. Lineage: Eukaryota; Viridiplantae; Streptophyta; Magnoliopsida; Sapindales; Anacardiaceae. Gene Ontology annotation, molecular function: hydrolase activity, acting on ester bonds. The record is from RefSeq and is a predicted model, not a curated record.
CUCAUCCAUGGAGAAACUCGCCCUUGUAACACUCAUCGUUUUCGCUUCUUUGUGUUCUUUGAUCUCGUCAGUGAAAGUGCCGGCAAUCUUCACAUUCGGAGACUCCAUUUUCGAUGCUGGAAAAAAUCACUUCAACAAGAAUUGUACUGCUCAGGCUGAUUUUCCUCCUUAUGGUUCAAGUUUUUUUCAUCAUCCCACUGGGAGGUUCACUAACGGCAGAACGGUUGCAGACUUCAUUUCACAAUUCAUUGGCAUAGAGUUUCAAAAGCCCUAUCUUGAGGUGCAAUUUGAAGUCCAAAAUGGAAGCAGGAAAGGGUAUCCAGAAAAUGGCAUCAAUUUUGACAGUGGUGGCAGUGGUGUUCUCCAGAAAACAAAUCAGGAUUGGGGAGUUACCUCAAUCCAGGAUCAAUUAAAGCAAUUCAAGGCCCUGGUGAAUCAAAACAAGCUUGACACAGCCCUAGUUCAAAGCUCUCUUUUUCUCUUGGAGUCUGGCUCCAAUGACAUCUUCAGCUACUUCACAUCUUUCGAUCCCCAAACUCCAAGCCCAGAUGCUUACGUUCGAGCCAUGUUAACACAAGUAUCCAGGCUGAUUGAGGAGAUUUACACCCUCGGUGCUCGCCGCAUUGCGGUGUUUUCACUUCGUCCCAUUGGCCGCAUCCCCGGCAGGGUGCUCUUGCCUGACGCACCUGUUGAAAGUUGCUAUGGAAAGAUGAAUGUGAUGGCUGAGAGUUACAAUAAGGGAUUGGAGAGCAUUGUGAAUCAGGUAGCCAGAAAAUACCCUGGUGCAGUUGCUGUUUAUGGAGAUGUUUACAACAUUGUUCAGCGAUUUAGAGCCAUUCCUUCUCACUAUGGUUUUUCGGAUGUAUCUAGUGCUUGUUGUGGGGAUGGGCCGCUUGGAGGAUUGGUACAAUGUGGGAAGAAAGGCUACAAGAUUUGUAAAAAUCCUGAAACCUUCUUGUUCUGGGAUUUUUUUCACCCAACAGAACACUCUUACAAAAUUAUUUCCAAGGCCUUGUGGGCAGGAAAAAAUUCAAGUAUCAGGCCACUCAACUUGAAGACUCUUGCCAUUGCCAACAUUAAUGUUCAUUCGAAGGUACAAUGCACCACUAUAGCGAACCCACCAAGUUACAAAGCCCUCGGCCCAAGUUUGAGAUAA